GUCACCGCCCAGCGGCUCCAGAACAUGGCAAGGCUGCCUCAGGAAACCGCAGCUGAGACUGAUUUGACUCAAGUCAGAGAGGAGAGCGACGAUCUAUCUGCAUUAACAGAGCUUUAAAGAUGAGAAAAAUCAAGACAAGAAUUUUAUUAUUUGUUGGAGCCCUUGGCCUGCUGGCGUUCCCUUUUUUUAAGUACUCUGAUCAUCAGAAUAUUUUCCAGAAGAAUACUUCUGAGAAUAACAGACCAAAAAAGAUACUAAUCAAAAACAUCUCUUAUGUAUACUCCUGGGAAAAAUGUCAGCAAAAUCUGACUGCUGCCAACAUCUCUGGCUUCUCAAGUCUUCCUCACAAUAUCAAAGACUUUCUCUUCUAUCGUCACUGUCGACAUUUUCCCAUGCUACUGGACCUCCCUGAUAAAUGUGGAGGAGCUGAGAAAUCGGGAGAUGUCUUCCUUCUGCUGGUCAUCAAGAGUUCCCCGGCCAACUACGAACGGCGGGAGGUGCUGCGGAAAACAUGGGGUAAAGAGAGGUUAUACAACGGCAUGUCGAUUAAAAGGAUCUUCAUUUCCGGAGUUUCAGGUGAGAGUUAUGAAAAAGAAAGACUGAACAAUCUCCUGAAGCUGGAGCAAGAGGAGCACAGAGAUGUUCUCCAGUGGGACUUCAGUGACACGUUUUAUAACCUCACUUUGAAGCAAAUACUCUUCCUGGAGUGGAUGGAAAGAAACUGUCCGAAUGCUCGCUUCCUCCUGAAUGGAGACGACGAUGUGUUUGCCCACACAAACAACAUGGUUGUGUACCUGCAAAGCCUCAAGGAAAAUAAUGGGAGCAGGCAUCUCUUCACUGGUCAUCUGAUCCAGAAUGUGGGGCCCAUCAGAGCAACGCAGAGCAAAUAUUUUAUCCCAGUUCAAGUUCAGAAAUCAGACUCAUACCCUCCGUAUUGUGGCGGAGGGGGCUUCCUUCUGUCAGGAUACACAGCAAUGCUUAUAUACCGCAUGUCCAAAUCCAUACCGAUUCUUCCCAUUGAUGAUGUUUACAUGGGGAUGUGUCUGGCCAAAGCCGGACUUGGCCCGUCCUCACACAUGGGUGUGAAGACAGCAGGAUUGCACAUUCCCUCCAACAAAAUAGACAAAUUCAGUCCGUGCUUCUAUAAAGACGUUUUGCUGGUGCACAGAUUCCUCCCAGCUCAGAUGUACCUGAUGUGGCACCGCACACAGAACCCAAAACUAAAAUGUGACGACACUUAGAAAAGACAUAACACAACUGAACAAUGUCUCAUUUAGGAGCAUGGAGCUUAUUAAUUGUACCUCAAGUGAAUAGAAAUUUGGGUGGACAGAAACAUUGCACUGCCACAGACUACUGGAUCAUUUCUGUCUGUGUGUCAGGUGGAUUUAAAAUAUAGUUUUUUCUUCUUUUCUUAUAAAUGUUAGUUUAGUAAUUCAUUACUAAAAUAAUGAGCUAUUUUAGUAAUAAAACUGGACAGGUUUCUCAGGGAUUGCUUUGCAGGUUCUAUGUACUUGUUAUUUAGAUCUCAUUAGCUGAGUGAUACCAAAGAGAUUGAGACCAACAAUAAAUCUUAAAACCACAGAUUCUAAAUUGCUAAUUGAAAAGGUUUAAAGCAUAGGAAUGAAGCAAUAGGUGAUUCUCACUAAAUGUUUUUGAAUAUCACAGUGUUUUUUAUAAUAUUCAAAACGCUGACCUUUUGUACACCUUUGGAAACAUCCACCUUUCUUUAUCCUGUUUGUAACUAUGCAAGCAAGGAGAUUAGACAGUAGAUCACUGAGCUGAUUGACAAGACUGUAGAAUAAUAUACUUUUUUUUUCUGUUUCAUUGUAAUCUGACAGCAGUAGCUUAACUUCUUAUUUGCUUUUUUAUUGAUUUGUAACCAUUAACAUCUGAGAGGACAUUUACUGGAUUUAAACUUCCAAGCUUUUCACCAGGCCAGUUUUUCUACUGGUAUGUUGAUAUUAAUCUAUUUAUUUGUAGAGUUAUAGUUAACUAACCUAACAUUAUUGGUAGAGUUGAAAGAAAAGAUGCCAACACAAGCCUUCUACCUACCACUUUUUGAGUUCAAGGAGGAAAGGUCAAAAAGCAUUUCAAAGAGCAGGCUGUCAAUCGCAAAAUUAACAUUGUGCCAGGUCAACGGGAAGAUGGGGGAGUAUUUGCAUGUGUGAAUGAUGAAUUGUAGCAGCAAGUUGCAUUUUAACACAAAAGUAAAAAUAAAUUUAAAAAAGAAUAAUAAACUGCUUAGUAAAGACAAGUGCACACCAUAAGAAUUACAGGUAUCGCACGCUUGGCCGGUAAUAUGAGUUGCAAUGUGCAGUGUGCAUCCAAAAGUGUAAAGCUCCGUUCAGAAGAUAAGUAAGCAAAACAAUGUCUCAAAAAAUUACUUAUCCUUCAGGGAGGGAGAAAAGAAAGAGGAAGAAUAGAAAAAAGCCAAGAUAAAGGUAUGUUUCAAUGUGUCUUGGUAAUGUGAUGUAAUAAUGUAAAAGAUUUGUAAAGGUACAAUCUAAUUCAACAGUCAAGCAUUUAUGCUAGGAUCUUUUUGGUUGUGGGAAACUGAGUUUAAACUUUACAUGAGUUGAUUUUCAUGUUUGGCUCUGUAUAUUUCUGAGGUAGUUUUGACUUCGAAAUGCUGUGUUUGAGAACAAUUAAAACUUCUCAAUGUCUGACAUUGUCUAGCAAAAUGGUUUUACAUCAGGUUACAUAGCUGCUACAUUGAUGAGCUACUCUAUGCUGUAGUGGGGUAUAUGUUACUGGUCUGUCAGUCAAACCUCUCACUGCAGAGCAGAAGAGGACAGAGACUGAUUUAUAAGCCUUUGCUGACAAAGGUAAGAUUAGGGGAUAAGGUGGGCUUCACAUGUAAGCAUCGACCAAUCACGAUCCCCCAAAGUUAAGGAAAUUGGCGCCCUUCCCUGGACUAGGGAAGAAAAGAUAAGUGGGCUGCAUAUUUCUGCAUGAGAUUUCAUGGUACAAAAUAUGUAAUGUUUUGUGCCAAGGAAACAUUUCUUGCUUUCUCAAUUCUUGCUAUUAUGCAAGAAUUGAGCAAUUCUUCAUGUGUUGCACAACAUCUGUAUUUACAGUGGUUCUAAAACAUGUGCCCAAUACUGUAGAAAUAUCUGGUUCAAUAGAUUUAAAAAAACUGAGACAAAGAAAAAUAUUUUCAAACAUUUUAGAUUUUUAAUGCAAGACAUAAAAAAAGUAAGAUUACAACCAGUACUUCUUAAAACAAUUUUAUUCAAUUUCACCAUUCAGUCUUCUGUUAAUAUUGUACCUACCAUCAACUGUGGUGAAGAUGAUGAAUCUAAGCUAAAGGUCAACUUUUUAGCAGGUUCUUCCUGCUUUUUGCUCUUCGUUUUAUCUGAGGUUACAACUUUAUCACUCAGAUAUAUUGUAUAUAUUCUUCCAAAAUGUAUUUUUAGAAGACUUUUGCUUAUGUAAGUUACAUAAAAGUUAGAAAAUCUUUUUUUAAGUCUCAAAAAUGUGAAAUUUUAGCAGCAGCGUAUAAGUUCUGGAUAACAAAUGAAUUGACUUAAAAAAUGAAAACAUUUCCUUUAAAAUGGUCUGCAAAAAGUACAGAAAAUACAAUAUAAAGCAGAUUGACUCAAUAUUGAAGAUACUACUACAGUAGUUUAUAAGGAAGUACGACAUGGAAGCCAAAGACAAUGAGGUCAGUCUUUGGCACAGACUCAUGUCUAAUAAUUUUCCGGGCUGAAUAUAUUUUAAAAUGAGGGAUAACUAAGCAUAUCUUUUGACUGCUUUAAUAAAAAAGCCAGUUGAUGUUGGUUUGUGUUGCACCGCCCUACACUUGAGUCACAGUUUUAGUUCUAGACUAUAAAAAAUAAUUAUGAAAAACUGAAAAACUGAUCUUCAGCUGUUGUUUUGGUCAAUAUUUAUUGUGGAAAUGAUUAAUGUGCUGAUCCAUCAAAACGACUGUGUGCAUUCAUGAGCUAUACAUUCAGAUAGCUGCGGUGUGUUAUUUUCUAAUUACCAAUCAAUAUGAACUGUUUGCCCUGUCAAGUUAAAUUUGAAUUUUUUGUGUGGAUUAAAUUUCCUAAUGGGCUGGGAUCUGAGGAAAUGUAAAUAUUUUAUCUGUUAUAUAUUUUUCAUAAUUAAAAGUCUUUGAAAUAA
Molecule: messenger RNA, 4125 nt
Organism: Poeciliopsis prolifica (blackstripe livebearer)
Lineage: Eukaryota; Metazoa; Chordata; Actinopteri; Cyprinodontiformes; Poeciliidae
Product: N-acetyllactosaminide beta-1,3-N-acetylglucosaminyltransferase 3-like
Exons: 2
Coding region: 120-1241 (373 amino acids)
Cellular component (GO): membrane
Molecular function (GO): hexosyltransferase activity
Source: RefSeq, a predicted model, not a curated record